AGCUAGCGUAUGAUGUCUCAGCCUGUUGCCGUAGGACCUGUAGCUCAGAGGAUGACAUGUCCUCAUUGUCGCGCCGAAAUUACCACAAGAGUAGAAGGCGAGUCCAACAGCAAAACUCAUCUCUUUGCUCUUCUCCUCUGUUUACUUGGAUGCUGGCCUUGUGCUCCAUGCCCUUAUUGCAUGGAUUCCUGUCUGGUCAAGAAACAUUAUUGUCCAGCCUGCAAUAAUUACCUCGGACAACACGAAAAUUAAUCGUUACUCUCCACAGGAAAAAUCACACAACAAAUAAAUGCGACAAUUUAAUAGCUUUUAUAAUUAAAUUUGACGAAACGAUUUGGAUUCUACAUGUCCUUUUGGGUAUUUUGCUGUGUGUCAAAUGUUCAAAAAUCCUACAGCAGAAAUAAAAUAUUGGACUCGUUGUUUACUAAAAGAUAUAUCAAUUUGUAUUCUAAGAAUAUAUGCAAUCCACUCGUA
Messenger RNA from Fopius arisanus, 474 nucleotides. Its product is annotated as lipopolysaccharide-induced tumor necrosis factor-alpha factor homolog. Bases 10 to 252 code for a protein of 80 amino acids. The record is from RefSeq and is a predicted model, not a curated record. Gene Ontology annotation, molecular function: zinc ion binding. Lineage: Eukaryota; Metazoa; Arthropoda; Insecta; Hymenoptera; Braconidae. The transcript is spliced from 2 exons.